Messenger RNA from Aspergillus clavatus NRRL 1, 216 nucleotides. RefSeq lists its product as uncharacterized. The coding region runs from base 1 to 216 and encodes 71 amino acids. The record is from RefSeq and is a predicted model, not a curated record. NCBI's taxonomy places the organism in Eukaryota, Fungi, Ascomycota, Eurotiomycetes, Eurotiales, Aspergillaceae. The transcript has a single exon.
AUGAAGUUCCUCAACAUUCUCACCCUUGCUUUCAUCACUGGUAUGGCCAGUGCUGCCGCUGUCCCUGGUGGCACCACUACCAACGACGCAGCAUCCACCCUCGACAACCUCAACAACAAGCGCAGCGUCUGCGGACAGCUGUGCUUCAACAACAAGGACUGCGGUGGCCCCUGCCCCAAGUGCAACACCAAGGAGGGCGUCUGCGUUAAGAAAUAG